CUGACAGCAUAAAGAAAACUUUGUUAGCGCGUUGCUAACAAAUUUGUCUGUUCAGCGAUGUAAAUAAUGGGAGGCAGCACUUCGAAAAUCCCAUAAAAGUCACAUUUUAUUUAAGUGUGAGGCUAAUCGUUUACUGGGAUUCUUGUUACGCAGGAUGGACUGUGCUGCAGAUGACAGGGAGCUGUGCCAAUGGUCCAGUUCGAUGCUGACUGGCAGCAGGAGUGCUCUGAAGGCACGAGUUCAACAAUUUGUGGAAGAGAGGAUGCAAACCACGAUGCUAACAGGUGUACUGAUCGGAGCAGCAGUCGCUGUGGUACUGAUUGGGAUUGUGGUGCUCUUCUAUUACAGAAAAAUCAAGCUUGCUCGUGAGCAGCAGCCUGGUGUGCCCCAGUAUCGUUUCCGAAAACGAGAUAAAGUGCUUUUCUAUGGAAGGAAGAUAAUGCGAAAGGUUCAAACACUGUCCUCUACUCCUCCCCCCUCCUUAUCCUCAGUGUCAAAGCAACCACAGCGCAUACGCAAAAGAACCAAAGUUCUGAGCAUAGCUCGCAGAAUCUUGAGGAUCCGUAAAGACCCACCCACUCUGCAGCAUAAGGAACCUCCUCCAUCUUUGCUCGAGGCUGAUCUAACAGAGUUUGAUGUGCAGAGUUCAAAUCUUCCUUCAGAGGUUCUCUAUAUGCUAAAAAAUGUUAGAGUCUUGGGUCACUUUGAGAAACCUCUGUUCCUGGAGUUGUGCCGCCACAUGGUGUUUGUUGAGCUUCAAGAAGGGGAAGUGCUUUUCAGACCAGGAGAUGACGAUGACAGUAUAUAUGUGGUCCAGGACGGUCGACUUGAGCUCUGUGUUCAAGAAAAUGAUGGCACAGAGCCAGUAGUGAAGGAUGUUCACCCUGGAGACAGUGUCCACAGCCUGCUCAGCAUUCUGGACAUCAUCACUGGUUAUCCAGCUCCGUAUAAGACUGUAUCAGCACGAGCUGCAACUCGCUCCACCAUCUUGCGCUUAUCUGCUUCAGCCUUUGAGUCAGUUUUUAAGAAAUACCCUGAGACACUUGUUCGUGUCAUUCAGAUAAUCAUGGUGCGACUUCAAAGAGUGACCUUUCUGGCGUUGCAUAACUAUCUGGGCCUAACAACCGAGCUCUUCAAUCCGGAGAGUCAGGCUGUGCCAUUGUCCAAUAUAAACAGUGUGAUGUCUGAGUUCAAUUCUGGAAAAACGGCUCGUCGUUAUCAUUUCCAGGAUGAGUGUCCAGCUAUGACCAGUGAGACCACUUCAGAACCAGAUGGUGUUAAGGAUAGUCCUCUAAACAGCAGUAGGAGGUCGCGAUCUGUCUCUGCACCCACUGAUUGUGGAGGAAAUGACCUUAACAUGGCUUGUGAAAGAGCUCGUGUCACAAUAGAAGAGGCUCCAUCCAGUCCUCUUACUCAGAAAUUUUCUCUAAAGAAGAAUGUGACGAUGCAGCAAACUCCUUCUGAAGUGUUCCACUACACUGACAGCGGAGGGCAGUCUGAUGCCAGUAACAUUGGUAAAAGCAGCACUGUCCUCCAGGCUGCUAAGAAAGACUUCCUGGGAGUCAUCCAGCUGCAGGACCCCAGUUUACUUGAUGGGAGAGUGACCCUUCACCAUGUCAAGGCUGGUUCUGUUGUAGCUCGUCAAGGAGACCAGGAAGUGAGCAUCCAGUUUGUGAUCUCCGGCCUCCUUCAUGUUUAUCAGAGGAUGAUUGAUCGUGAAGAAGAAACUCGUUUGUUUGUGACGCAUCCUGGAGAGCUUGUGGGUCAACUCGCUGUGUUGACCGGAGAGCCUCUCAUAUUUACGGUUCGAGCCCAGCGAGACUGCAGCUUCCUCUCCAUUUCCAAAAACCACUUCUACGAGAUAAUGCGUGUUGAGCCAAAAGUAGUUCUGAAUGUUGCUCACACCGUCUCCAGGCGGAUGUCGUCUUUUAUCAGACAGAUAGACUUUGCCCUUGAUUGGAUGGCUGUGGAGGCUGGCAGAGCUGUUUACAGGCAAGGGGAAAAAUCAGAUAGCACGUUUAUAGUGCUGAGUGGUCGACUACGCUCGGUGAUCAGGAAGGACGACGGCAAAAAGGAGCUGAUAGGAGAGUAUGGCCGUGGUGACCUGAUUGGAGUGGUGGAGGCCUUGACCCACCAGAACCGAGCCACGACUGUCCACGCUGUUCGAGAUUCAGAACUGGCCAAGUUACCAGAGGGGGCGCUCAACUCCAUCAAGAGGAGGUUCCCACAGGUCGUCACAAGGUUGAUCCAUUUGUUGGGUCAAAAGAUUCUUCAGCAGGUCAAUGUUCCUCUUUCAGCUCGUAGCUUGGCACUCCACACUCCAGGGAGCAAGUGGGAUGCGGGGAAUCAAGCCUCCAACCUCUCUACUGUCACAGUCCUGCCUGUAUCAGAAGAGGUGCCUUUGACUACAUUCACCCUGGAGCUGCAGCAUGCCCUCAUUGCUGUAGGACCCACUCUUCUGCUAACAAGUGACAUUAUCAAGCAGAGGCUUGGAGCUGCAGCACUGGAUAGUGUCCAUGAGUACCGACUUUCCAGCUGGCUGGGCCAACAAGAAGACAUACAUCGCAUAGUUCUGUACCAAACCGACUACACAUUGACCCCGUGGACUCAGCGGUGCAUCCGUCAGGCUGACUGCAUCAUCAUUGUGGGACUUGGGGAGCAAGACCCUGCUGUUGGGGAGCUGGAGCGCAUGUUAGAAGGAAGUGCAGUGCGGGCCCAGAAGCAGCUGGUGUUGUUGCACCGAGAAGAUGGCCCUCCUCCCCAAGGAACUGUGAACUGGCUGAACAUGCGAAGCUGGAUCUCCAGGCACCUCCACCUCUCCUGUCCCAGAAGGGUCUUCUCUAAGAGGAGCCUCCCCAAGCUGUUGGAGUUGUACCAGCGUGUGUUUGAGAAGCCUGCAGACCGUCACUCUGACUUCUCCCGUCUGGCUCGUGUUCUCACGGGUAAUGCCAUCGCUCUUGUCCUCGGAGGGGGAGGGGCCAGGGGUUGCUCCCAAGUGGGGAUCAUGAGAGCGCUAUGUGAGGCCGGCAUCCCGGUGGACCUGAUCGGUGGGACUUCGAUUGGAGCGCUGAUGGGGGCUUUGUAUGCUGAGGAGCGCAGCCUCAGCCGCAUGAGGAUUAGAGCCAGAGAAUGGGCAAUGGAAAUGACCUCAACAUUUAAGAAGGUUUGGGAUUUCACGUAUCCUAUGUCCUCCAUGUUUACUGGUGCUGGCUUCAACUCCAGCAUCAGUAAAGUGUUUGAAAGCAAACAGAUUGAGGACCUUUGGAUCCCAUAUUUUAAUAUUACUACUGACAUUAGUGCUUCAGCCAUGAGAGUACAUACUGAUGGUUCUCUGUGGCGGUACGUUCGAGCCAGCAUGUCUCUCUCAGGAUAUCUGCCCCCUCUCUGUGACCCCAAAGACGGACACCUGCUGAUGGACGGGGGCUACAUCAACAACCUCCCUGCUGAUGUGGCGCGCUCCAUGGGGGCCAAGGUGGUUAUAGCUAUUGACGUGGGCAGCCGGGAUGAAACCAACCUCACUAAUUACGGGGAUUCGCUCUCAGGCUGGUGGGUGCUAUGGAAACGGCUGAACCCCCUCGCAGAGAAAGUGAAGGUGUUGAACAUGGCAGAGAUUCAGACCCGGCUGGCUUACGUAUGCUGCGUGAGGCACCUGGAGUCCGUUAAAAGCAGCGACUAUUGCGAGUACAUCAGGCCGCCAAUUGACAGAUAUCGGACUCUGGAGUUUGGCAAGUUCGAUGAGAUAGCUGAAGUGGGCUACCAGCAUGGCAAAACCGUGUUUGAUGUGUGGAGGCGGAGUGGCGUCGUGGAGAAGAUGAUGAAAGACAGGCACCAAGAGGAGACCUGCAAGACCCAAAACAAAAGCAAUGUGGUGACAUGUCCCAAUGCUUCCUUCACUGACCUUGCAGAAAUCGUGUCUCGCAUCGAGCCUGUCAAGCCUGCGGUGGUGGAUGAAGAGUCAGACUAUCAGACUGACUAUGAAGAGGAAGCAUUGGAGAGUGCACUUUCUGAUGUGGAGAUGUAUGGUCACUGCGGGGAGCACACCGAAGGGGAGGAGACAGCUGACACGGAUGAAGAACGGGAGGAGAAAGGAUUCCUCAGCGGGGAGCCUCCGAACAUCUCCUUCAGCCCACAAGAGCAGCGGAGGACGCCUACAAAUCUGUUUCAAACAAGCCAUUAAGAAAACACCCGUCUGAGCAAUAGCCAACAGGUCAUCCCAAUUAAUCCACUUUCCUUGGCUGAUCUCUCAUAUUGAGAUAUAGUUGAUGUGAACUCCUUAAAGCUUUAUGUGAAUCACAGCUGUUCAGUGGAAGAUGAAAGGACAAGUGAAGAAACUCGUAUUUCUGUGAAAUACUCAUUACUGAGGCAAUGUUAAGAAAAAGGUUGAUUCUGUCAUGAUUGACUAUUAGUUUAGCUUUUAGGUUUAAAGUAGUCAGGAAAUCACUGUCUAUUGUUCUUUUUUUUUUUUCCUGUGCAUUACCGCUGUUUACAAUGAUUAUUUAAAGAAAGCGCUCCUCUUUGUGGUCAUGUACCAAAAUGUAAACCUCAAACACACAUUUUAAAUCGAGAAGAUCUGAGGCAUGAAGGAAGACAUUUUCUGCCUAAUUCUACCUGAAAAUAUUUGUAUUUCCAGGCUAGUAAGAGUGUCUCAAAACAUUUAACCCUCCCAGACAAUGAUGAAGCAGUGGUUUUAUGUUGGUUGUUUAUUGUUUGUUUAGUUUUUUUAAGGGGUCUGAAACAUAAAAAACAAACAAAAAAACAGUACUUCAUGGAACCAAAUCAAUGGAGCUCUACAAGUUUUUAAGUUUAGCUAGUUUCAUUCAAUUGUAGUUUGGUAGGCACAAGUUAUGAUGACAUUUAUUUUCAAACAUGAACCAAAUUGCACCAAGCUAUUUGACUGCUGGAUAUAAUUUGAGUUGACCAAGUAAUGUUAUAUGUUUAGAUUAUGAAACUCAGAAGUUCAGGCUACUUUAAAGACCAGUUAUUUAUAUUUAUAUUGUUUCUCUGUUUAAGUUACCUACAUUGAUUGUUCCUAUUUUCAUGCUUAACAGUGAAACUUGCAUUACAAUAAGGAUUUGAUGUAAAUCUAAAAUUGUUUCUUCUUGAGGCAGAGUUGCUGUUGUUCGAAAGAAGAAAAUAACCACUGCUUAAAAUGAUAAGUUAUUGCUUUAUUUCUUUACAUUUUAUCCCUUCAUCAUGCAAGGAAAAGUACAUAAAUGUACAUACAGCAGAUCAGAGAUGUUUCAUCUGGAGCUUACCUGACUUAAUAUAGAUAACAAUGAUUUAUACAUGGAAGUAUUGAUUGGGUCACCAUAAAAAGUCGGAGCACAAACUGUUCAGGAAUUUUGUUAUGUUUUGUCAAAACUGAUGCAUUAACACAGAUAUAUGCUAACUUUAGCACAUGACCAAAAAUUGUAUCAGAAAAGCUGUUCAUCCUGUGAAUAAGAAAAAGUUUUGACAAUUGUUGCCAACAUGCACUCCAGGUUUAAGGACACGGGCAGGUGUUGCAAAAUGUUAUUAUGGAAAUAAAAUACCCAGAAACCUCUGCCUUAACAUAAAAUGUAUGCAUUUUCUCCCUGACAUAUUUUUAACAAAAGGGACACAAAUUGCUUUUCAAGUAACACAAACUUAGGAAUGCAGCACAAAACAAGCAGUAGACUGUCCAGUGACGGCUAUCGGCACAGUUUUGUUAUUCCCGACGUACCAGGGACUUGCAGGGGGAAUUAAUGAUGGAGGUCCACUUCAAAGCACGAGUUUCCCCGUUGGCUGCUCAGACAGUUUGUGUUCUGGCGUGAAUCUAUCAGACAUAGCAGCAGACAAUGUGACUUUGAAGUUCAUCUAAUCUGCAGACAGACUAUUAUAAUAAUUUGUUUUUACACACAUUUUUGAUCUUGACAUAUUUGCUAGGCACCUUCCUAGCCAAUAUGGACAUGUUUAAAUACUUGUAUAAAUACAAAGGUAAUGGCCCUUGUAUGAACCAUAACCAUAAGAAUUCCAACACUAAGGUAAUAUCAAACUCGAAAGCAUGUUCACGCCAAGUAUUAUGAUUUAUUUCACCCCCUGAUACUGUACACUACCCUGAAACACACUCUUUAAAGGGGUAAUAUUCACUACUGGUGCUACCAGUGCCUGCAGCCUUACAAAACAGGACAACCCCUGUUAUAAACACUAUAGAUGUGUUGUGAAUAUGUGAACACUGGAAAGAAAAAAAUGUUGUUGCUGGUUACCAAUGAGAUGAUGAUGUUUGCGUUCUUCUUUCUUUUUUCUUUGAAGCCUUGCACAAUGACUUGUUGUUUGGCAGGCGGAUCAACAUUUCACUUCCUUAUUAAAUGGGUCAUUGUAAUGAAUCAGCUGCUGAAGUAAUGAAUGGAGCCCUGCCAUGAAGUUAAUAUAAAACGCCUUAGAUGACCUAUGUGAGGAAAAUUACUUAUCAUGCACUUGUUUUACGCUCUUGUUAAUAAAAAUGAGAUUGUAUGAGGAUGUUUGUUUACUAACGAGCCUACAGAAUAUUGUCUAUAUAUUCGUUUUGAUUGAUCAGAUGUUAUUAAUAAACUUUUUUCUUUUCUCUUUAA
Molecule: messenger RNA, 6569 nt
Organism: Poeciliopsis prolifica (blackstripe livebearer)
Lineage: Eukaryota; Metazoa; Chordata; Actinopteri; Cyprinodontiformes; Poeciliidae
Gene: pnpla7a
Product: patatin-like phospholipase domain containing 7a
Exons: 36
Coding region: 155-4177 (1340 amino acids)
Biological process (GO): lipid metabolic process
Cellular component (GO): endoplasmic reticulum
Molecular function (GO): phosphatidylcholine lysophospholipase A1 activity
Source: RefSeq, a predicted model, not a curated record